Messenger RNA from Darwinula stevensoni, 1563 nucleotides. The record is from the annotation of a GenBank genome assembly. NCBI's taxonomy places the organism in Eukaryota, Metazoa, Arthropoda, Ostracoda, Podocopida, Darwinulidae.
AUGCAUAAUCGCCUGAGCACAGCCACAAAAAUAACAUCUGUGAUAUCGACCGACAUCAACGAGGAUAAUCCAGACGGUGUAAGUGUACCCCCAAUAACCCCUGAUCUUCUGCGUCAGCCGAAGAGGUCUGAUACCAGUCCUGUUCUGACCCGAGUGGAUGAUGCUGGCAAAGACGGACAUGCCCCAUAUCGCCUCCUUAAUCAGUUUAUGGUGGUGAUCAUGGCGGGGAGCAACGGGUACCUUUGGGGAGCCCUCACUGGUUUCACCGCAAUGGGGCUUCAUAGCAUCAAGACUGAUCCUGAAGCACCUUUCAACGUCACUCAGGAAUACCAAUCACUCUUCGGCGGAGGAGGUCACUUGGGUUCGAUGGCGGGUGCCCUCACUGGCGGUUUUGUGGCCGAGCUACUCGGCCGUAAACGGGUACUCCUGCUGUACAUCCUCGUCUACAUGGGGGCAUGGCUUCUGAUCGCUUUCCCAGCCUCACUCGCUAUGUUCAUUACCGGGCGUCUAAUCACGGGAUUUGUUUGUGGAACCCGCCAUGUAUCCGUCUAUAUGUACGUUUCCGAAUGUGCACAUCCGAAAAUCCGCGCACGGAUCGGCACGUCCGUGCAAUGCUGCCAAAUGCUCGGUGUUCUCCUGAAUUACAUCCUGGGAUCCUACCUACCAUGGAGAGAGCUGGCCAUCAUCAAUGCUUGCCUACCUUUGCUACUCUUCAUCGCCAUUUUAUUCAUCCCGGAGUCACCGAUGUGGCUCAUUGCAAAGGGGCGAAUGGAAGCCGCUCGAGCAAGUCUUCAGAGGCUUCGAGGACGAGACAUCGACGUAUCUGCUGAGUUCCAGGAUAUGACCUCUCACUUCCAGAAUACCAAAUCCUCCCUCACGUCUUGGAAAAUGAUCUUCCGCUUCUCCUACUUGAAACCAAUUUUCCUUCUACUAAUCAUGGUCAUCCUGCGACAGUUCACGGGGUUCGUCGUGAUUCUGUAUUAUGCCUUCGACAUCUUCCGAGAAAGUGGUAUCGGGAUGAAUCCGUACCACGGGACGAUGAUCUUGGGGUCGUUCCAGUUCGUCGCAUAUCUGGUUGGAGGAUACAUCAUGGAUCGACUCGGACGUCGACGGGCCAUCGUCGUCUCUGCAUCUGUCAUGGGUGUCGCUGAAUUCUCCCUCGCUAUUUUCUACUUUCUCAAGAGUCAAGAUCAUCUUGAGCAUCUGGUUAUCUUCGUUCCCUGGUUUCCCCUCUUGGCCUUGAUGAUCACCAUGAUCGGAUUCUCCCUCGGAGCAGGAAGCAUCAUCGUCAUCUCCGUCGGGGAGCUCGUCCCCAUCCAGAUCAAGAACAAGGCGACAGGCUUGAUCAAUUUCUUCGUUACCGGUUUUGCCUUCACCAUCCUGGAAGUAUUUUUCUACAUGGUGGACGCGAUUCAGUUUUACGGAACGUUUUGGGUAUUCUCAUGCUGCUGCUUCGGCCUGGCUUUGUACUUCCACUUUGUCAUGCCUGAGACCAAAGGCGAAAGCCUUAGUCAGAUUGAGCGCAAAGUCACUCAAACAAACCUGGACAGCAAAUGCUCCUGA